This is a messenger RNA of Suricata suricatta (meerkat), 3925 nucleotides long. It is a transcript of the gene THAP9, whose product is annotated as THAP domain containing 9. NCBI's taxonomy places the organism in Eukaryota, Metazoa, Chordata, Mammalia, Carnivora, Herpestidae. The record is from RefSeq and is a predicted model, not a curated record. The transcript is spliced from 5 exons. Bases 118 to 2826 code for a protein of 902 amino acids.
AGCCCGCCUUCUCCGACAAAUAAAGGUCGUAGCCGCCGAAUCUACGGGCGGAGCUAAAUUUAUCACGAUUAAUGCUGCCGCGGGAACACCCAAAGUGGAGCCCCACGUAGCAAGAAGAUGACCCGAAGUUGCUCGGCAGUUGGCUGCAGCACCCGAGACACCGUGCUGAGCCGGGAGCGCGGCCUCUCCUUCCACCAAUUUCCAACUGAUACCAUACAGCGCUCAAAAUGGAUCAGGGCUGUUAAUCGUGUGGACCCCAGAAGCAAAAAGAUUUGGAUCCCAGGACCAGGUGCUAUACUAUGUUCCAAACAUUUUCAAGAAAGUGACUUUGAGUCAUAUGGCAUAAGAAGAAAGCUGAAAAAAGGAGCUGUGCCUUCUGUUUCUCUAUACAAGGUUCUUCAAGGUGUACAUCUUAAAGGUAAAGCAAAACAGAAAAUCCUAAAACAGCCACUUCCUGAUAAUUCCCAAGAAGUUGCUACUGAGGACCAUAACUACAGUUUAAAGAGACCUCUGACAAUUGGUGCAGAGAAACUAGCUGAGGUGCAACAGAUGCUACAAGUGUCCAAAAAAAGACUCGUUUCUGUAAAAAACUACAGGAUGAUCAAGAAGAGAAAGGGCUUACGAUUAAUUGAUGCACUUGUAGAAGAGAAAUUACUUUCUGAAGAAACAGAGUGUCUGCUACGAGCACAGUUUUCAGAUUUUAAGUGGGAAUUGUAUAACUGGAGAGAAACAUCUGAGUACUCCACAGAAAUGAAACAGUUUGCAUGUACACUCUAUUUGUGCAGUAGCAAAGUCUAUGAUUACGUAAGAAAGAUUCUCAAGCUGCCUCAUUCUUCCAUCCUCAGGACAUGGUUAUCCAAAUGCAAACCCAGUCCAGGCUUCAACAGCAACAUUUUUUCUUUUCUUCAGCGGAGAGUAGAGAACGGAGACCAGCUCUAUCAGUAUUGUUCACUGAUAAUAAAAGGCAUAGCUCUCAAACAACAACUUCAGUGGGACCCCAACAGUCACCGUUUGCAAGGGUUUAUGGACUUUGGCCUCGGCAUACUUGAUGCUGAUGAAACGCCCCUCGCGUCCGAAACUAUUCUGUUGAUGGCAGUGGGUAUUUCUGGUCACUGGAGAACACCUCUUGGUUAUUUUUUUGUUAACAGGGCAUCUGGAUAUUUGCAGGCUCAACUGCUUCGUCUUACCAUUGGCAAACUGAGUGACAUAGGGAUCACGGUUCUGGCCGUCACCUCUGAUGCUACAGCGCACAGCGUUCAGAUGGCCAAAGCAUUGGGAAUACAUCUUGAUGGAGACAACAUGAAGUGUACAUUUCAGCAUCCCUCAUCUUCUAGUCAACAGAUUGCAUACUUCUUUGAUUCUUGCCACUUGCUCAGAUUAAUCAGAAAUGCAUUUCAGAAUUUUCAGAGCAUUCAGUUCAUUAAUGGCACGGCACAUUGGCAGCACCUUGUGGACCUGGUAGCACUGGGGGACCAGGAAUUAGCAAACAUAGACGGACUCCCAAGAAAACUUGCAAAUUUGGAAAACCACGUGCUGAAGACGAACUGUGCUGCCCAACUGUUCAGUGAGGGUGUGGCCAGUGCGUUGGAGUGCUUGCUGUCAUUAGGCCUGCCUCCUUUUCAAAACUGUAUUGGUACCGUCCAUUUUUUACGCUUAAUUAACAACCUGUUUGACAUUUUUAAUAGUAGGAACUGUUACGGAAAGGGACUUAAAGGACCUCUACUGCCUGAAACUUACAGUAAAAUUAAUCGUGUGUUAAUUGAAGCCAAGACUAUCUUUGUUACAUUAUCUGACGCUAGCAACAAUCAAAUAAUUAAAGGUAAACGAAAACUAGGAUUCCUGGGAUUUUUGCUUAAUGCUGAAAGCUUAAAAUGGCUCUAUCAGAAUUACGUUUUCCCAAAGGUCAUGCCUUUUCCGUAUCUUCUGACUUAUAAAUUCAGUCAAGAUCAUCUAGAAUUAUUUCUCAAGAUGCUUAGACAGGUAUUAGUAACCAGUUCUAACCCUACCUGUAUGGCAUUCCAGAAAGCUUACCAUAAUUUGGAGACCAGAUACAGAUCACAAGAUGAAGUUUUUCUAAGUGACGUAAGCAUCCUUGACAUUUCAAUUGCUCGAAGGACAGACUUGGCCCUCUGGACCGUUCAGCGUCAGUAUGGCGUCAGCGGUCUUAAGACUCUUUUUCAUAAAGAGGAUAUUUGCCGAGACUGGUCUAAUUGUUCGCUAAGUGAGACGUUGCUAGAUCUGUCAGACCAUCAGCAAAAACUCACCUGUUGUGCCAGUUAUGUUGCAAAUAAGUUAUCAGCUCUUUUAACUUGUGAGGAAUGCAUCAGUGCACUGUAUGCAUCAGAUCUCAAGGCUGCUAAAAUUGGGUCACUCUUGUGUGUGAAAAAGAAGAAUGGUUUACAUUUCCCUUCACAAAGUCUAUGUCAAGUCAUAAGUAUUUGUGAGCGAGUUGUAAGAACCCAUUCAAGAAUAGCAGUCUAUGAACCACUUCCUAAACAGAGAGAAUUGUAUCUUCAGCAGAAAAUAUUGUGUGAGCUUUCUGGGCAUAUUUAUCUUUUUGUAGAUUUAGAUGAGCAUCUCUUUGACGGAGAAGUGUGUGCCGUCAAUCACUUUGUAAAGUUACUAAAGGAUAUAAUAAUCUGUUUCUUAAAGAUCAGAGCUAAAGAUGUAGCUCAGUGCCCUUUAAAACUCCAUUCAGAAAGAACUGAAAUGAAAACUUUGCCAAGGAAACACUGGUCAUCUUUACAGGAUUACAGAUGUUCCAGUUUUGCUAAUACCAAUAAAUUCAGGCAUUUGUUAAGUAAUGGUGGAUAUCCAUUCAAAUGAGGGACCUAAAAUACAUUAAAAGUUUCAUGAAGAAUUAUUGGUCAACAUUUAAAGUUCAACCUACCAUAUUUUAUAAAUUGACCAUUCUGCACAGUUGACAAGUUUAUAAUUCUGACUUAUUAGAAUUUCUAAUUAUGCAUAUUAUAAAAUCUGCUUGUACUUUGGUAUGGUUUGCAACAUUUCAGUUACUCAGAAUGUAGGAAGCAGUAAGGAGGAGCAGAUGCUGCCUUUGAAUAUAUGACUGUAAGACUAAGUCAUGUGACUGGACAUACUUUUUAACUUGUUCAGUCUGCUUUAAAACGAGAGAAUAACAACAACUAAGAGUCAUUAAAACAUUGACUUCUUUUAUAAAUAGACUACAUUCCCUAAAAGAGCUUUGGUUUACAGCUCUUAAGAAUGUUGACAGGAAAAAAGAAAAAAUAUAUAACCUGGGAUGUAAUUUUUACUCACGUGAAAAUUAAGAUGUGGUUUGAAAAUUGGGCCAAGUUACAAUAUCAAAUACCACACACUCUCUUUGCCAGGGUACCCUAAAAUGGAAAUACUUAGGCUUUUUCAGGCAGAAGGUAAACAUGAGCCAUGAGAUGGUUCUGUGUGUUGCAGUGAAGCCGGGGAAUGUAGCCUGAGAAGUACGUAAGGGAUGUCUUCUCACAAUCCAUUGCCCUCGGACUUCGAAAUGCGACUUUUGAAUAAUAGAGGGGAUACUUACUUGACUCUGCUGGAAGAGCCCGAUGCUCAUCAGAGAAUGAGGAGAAGCCUUAUUUCAAGUUCUUCUGAAGUGCUCUUGUAUUUUGCAGGGAGGCUGAAAUAUAUUUUCAGUGUUGAAUAAGUAAUGGGACAUUACACGAUGCAAUUGAUAAAUUAGAAAAAGAUAGUUAAUUGAGACUGUGGUUAUGAAAAUAUUUGUGUUAACAAUAUAAUUAGUUUUUUCAGAAAUUAGGAGAAGCUUAAAUGAUCUGAGGAUGGAAACACACUAAGGACAAUUUUCUGCAUUCUGUCACACCCAGACUUGAAAAGAUGAGUAGAAAAACAUAGAUGUAUGUACUUUCACAUAUGAGGAGUGUUUUAAAUGGAUAAAAGAAGAAACAAGCACAUGAUUUCA